AUAAUGGCUCCUUGUACCUACGGUUAACUGGCUUUGGGCUAAGACGGAUAUUGUGUGCGUCGUGACCAGCAAAAGGCUGAAACUGGUUGAUGUUUUGAAUUCCAUAGAGGAAUCUGAUCAGGCAACGUUUCUUAAGCUUAAAAAUUGUCUCUUCCCUCUUAAAACGAGUCCACUCGCAAUGACUAAAUUAGCGAAUGAACGGUAGUCACCAACUCAAGGCGUCUACCUUUAAAGAAAAGCAGGCAAACGUUGGAACCCGGGAACUAGCGGAAGUUGCACGAAAUCGAGGCAAAUCGAGAGGACAAUGGGCACGAAUAAACACAUGGGUAAUAUUUUCAGCACGGAAGGAAGAUGAACGAUGACUUCUGUCGCAAUUUCCCUUCGUGUAUUCGGUAUUUUCGCAGGUUAAAUGGAAUACGUCGGUUAUAGAGUUGUCAGAGGACCCGAUUGGAGAUGGGGAAAGCAAGACGGAGGCGAAGGGCACGUAGGAACGGUGCGGAACUUUGAAAGUAACCAAGAGGUUGUUGUCGUUUGGGAUAACGGGACGGCAGCCAACUAUCGAUGUUCAGGCAUUUAUGAUUUGAGAAUUUUGGACAGCAGUCCCACUGGUAUAAAGCAUGAUGGUAGUAUGUGCGAUGGUUGUCGCAUGCAGCCAAUUUAUGGAAUGAGAUGGAAGUGUGCAGAUUGCCCAGACUACGAGUUGUGUAGUAUGUGUUACCAUGGAGACAAACAUCAAUUGCGACACCAAUUUUAUCGGAUUGAUAGUCCCAAUGCGGAAAGGGUAAUUUGUGAAGCACGACGAAAGAGCAAGAAGGUUACAGCCAGAGGAAUAUUCCCAGGUGCAAGAGUUGUGCGUGGAGUUGACUGGCAAUGGGAAGACCAAGAUGGUGGCCCAGGUCGACGGGGAAAAGUAACUGAGGUUCAAGACUGGAGCACAACAAGCCCACGAAGUGCUGCUUACAUCUUGUGGGACAAUGGAGCAAAAAAUCUUUACAGACUUGGAUUUGAGGGCAUGGCUGAUCUUAAAGUAAUAAGUGAUGCCAAAGGUGGUUCAUUCUACAGAGAUCAUUUGCCUUUAUUAGGUGAUACCCGGCCUGCAGGUCGUGCCACAGGUCAAGGCUUACAGAUUGGAGAUCAAGUCACUGUUGACCUGGAUCUAGAGAUUGUACAGUCACUGCAGCAUGGGCACGGAGGCUGGACAGAUGGGAUGUAUGAGACUCUUACAACACCAGGAACAGUGGUUGGCAUUGAUGAAGAUCAUGACAUUAUGGUGUUAUAUCCCACUGGCAACAGGUGGACAUUUAACCCAGCUAUCUUGACGAAAGUGACCACUGGUCCAUCAGAGACUUCGGACAGUGUCCUUUCCCUCUCCACCCCUUCAGCCAUCUCUCCUACUGCAGCGUUGCCCAAUCCUGCGUCCGGAUCCAGUACAAUCUCGCCAGGGGCUGGCUCCUCAUCACAGUUUGUUGUUGGAGAUUUGGUGCAGAUAAGUAGUGACAUUGAAAGGGUCAAGUUGCUACAGAGAGGGCAUGGAGAGUGGGCAGAAGCAAUGCUGCCAACUCUUAGCAAGGUUGGCAGAGUGCAACAGAUCUACCAUGACAAUGAUCUUAAGGUGGAGAUCUGUGGAACAUCAUGGACCUACAAUCCAGUCCUUGUGACUAAAGUAGCAUCCACAACUGACCCUUCAUCUCUUGGGGCUUCAGCUGGAGCUGAAAGAUUAUCAGCUCUCCUGAAGAAGUUGUUUGAGACACAUGUCCCAGGCGAUGCUGUGGAGGAACUAGUCAAGGCUGCUGCGAACGGAGAUUCGCAAAGAGUUGAAGAACUUUUAGUCAAGGACGAGGCAAAUGUCAAUGGUGUGUUUGCCGGCCACACUGCUCUUCAAGCCGCCAGUCAAAAUGGUCACGAGGAUACUGUUAGAGUCCUCAUUAAAUAUCACGUUGACUUGGAGGCUGAGGACAAAGAUGGCGACCGUGCAAUCCACCACGCGGCGUUUGGAGACGAGGCGGCCGUCGUGGAGCAGCUGGUCAGAGCAGGGAGUGACAUGAACGCGCGAAACAAACGGCGCCAGUCACCACUACACGUGGCUGUCAAUAAGGGCCACACGGGGGUGGUGAAGAAACUUCUUGGUCUGGGAUGUCACCCCAGCCUACAGGAUACUGAAGGAGACACUCCGUUACAUGAUGCCAUUUCCAAGAAACGUGACGAUAUGGUCACGAUGUUACUGGAGUCCAAUGCUGACGUGACAGUGGCAAAUAACAAUGGUUUCAAUGCUUUGCACCAUGCCGCUCUUCGUGGAAACCCAAGUGCCAUGCGUAUUCUUCUCGCCAAGCUCCCUCGGCCAUGGAUCGUGAAUGAAAAGAAGGAUGACGGGUACACUGCCCUUCAUCUUGCGGCACUCAACAAUCAUGUAGAAGUCGCCGAGCUGCUCGUCAAACAAGCAAAAGCUAAUAAAGAUGUACAGAAUACAAACUUACAAACACCGCUGCAUCUGGCAGUGGAAAGACAGCACACACAGAUAGUCAGGCUUUUAGUCCGUGAAAAUGCCAAGCUGGACAUCACAGACAAGGACGGUGAUACACCUCUUCACGAGUCCCUCAGACAUCACACUCUGUCCCAGCUGAGGCAGCUACAGGACAUGCAAGAUGUCGGCAAGCUUCUCAUGGGUUUAGGAACACAAGGCACUGACAAAAAAAGCAGCGCGUCCAUCGCGCUCUUCCUGGCGGCUAAUGGCGCGGAUCUGAACAUAAAAAACAAGAAAGGACAAACUCCGUUGGAUCUCUGUCCCGAUCCUAGUCUCUGUAAAUCGUUAGCCAAGUGCCACAAGGAAAGGGACGGGGGGACGCAAAAGAACAACACAGUCACCCUGGCGGAUGUAGACGAGAACGAAGGGUUGGACGAAUGCAUGGUUUGUUCCGACAUGAAGCGUGACAUGCUGUUUGGACCAUGUGGUCACGUGGCAACCUGUUCCCUGUGUUCACCGCGCGUGAAGAAAUGCCUCAUGUGUAAGGAGACUGUACAAUCCAGAACUAAGAUCGAAGAGUGUCUUGUCUGUUCAGAGAAGCCUGCAAGAGCGCUGUUUAAACCAUGUGGACACAUGGUGGCUUGUGAAAACUGCGCCUCACUGAUGAAGAAAUGUGUGCAGUGUCGAAACGCAAUCGAAGAGUCUGUACCAUUUAUUGUGUGCUGUGGAGGAAAAGCGCCGCCCGUAUGCCAGACGAAAUCAAGUGGUAAACCCGAGAUUAGCCCGCAAGAAUUCAGUCACUUGCAACAACAGCUACAAGACAUGAAGGAACAGACGCUGUGCCCAGUUUGCAUGGAUCGAAAGAAAAACCUGAUAUUCUUGUGCGGUCAUGGCGCAUGUCAGCUUUGCGGAGAUCGCAUGCAAGAGUGUCCGAUGUGUCGCAAGCCCGUGGAAAAAAGGAUUCUGCUGUUUUAACGGCAAAGCCUCCCCGAGAAAACGUUUUAUCGAAUUAGCUAAAAACCACAAUACUUCAACGGGAAGUCGUAGUCCAGGAUUAAACGCAUUCUGGAAUUUUUUUAGGGAAUAAACUGGUGUAUCAGAUGCCAAAGAUCAUUGCUGCAAAUGGAUCUCCAAGAAAGGCUAGCCAGAGAAUACAUGGAGUACUAAAACGCGAAUCUCUACACUAAAAAUAACAAUGGAUCAAAAACUUGUAGUAAAUUAAAUAAUCUAAGACGAACAGUAACUGAAAAGAUCCUGGAAAGAGCUUCAAGGUCUAUUGUAUCCUGUUCUGACUGGUGGUGUUUGCCACAAAUGAAACGAUGUAUUUAUAGCGCAAUGGCGAAGAACAGACAAUGCAUGUAGGAACAAAUGGGUGUGGACGUUUUAGGCCUUGAAACCAGAAAACGUCUUAAACACUCAUUUCUUUACUUUAAGACACCAGUAGCAGAUUAAAAUAUGAUAAACCAAA
Messenger RNA from Orbicella faveolata, 3929 nucleotides. RefSeq names its product E3 ubiquitin-protein ligase MIB1-like. The record is from RefSeq and is a predicted model, not a curated record. Gene Ontology annotation, biological process: protein ubiquitination; Notch signaling pathway; endocytosis. Lineage: Eukaryota; Metazoa; Cnidaria; Anthozoa; Scleractinia; Merulinidae. Gene Ontology annotation, molecular function: ubiquitin-protein transferase activity; zinc ion binding; protein binding. Gene Ontology annotation, cellular component: cytoplasm.